This is a messenger RNA of Tarenaya hassleriana, 590 nucleotides long. RefSeq names its product heavy metal-associated isoprenylated plant protein 20. The transcript is spliced from 3 exons. Gene Ontology annotation, molecular function: metal ion binding. Lineage: Eukaryota; Viridiplantae; Streptophyta; Magnoliopsida; Brassicales; Cleomaceae. The record is from RefSeq and is a predicted model, not a curated record. The coding region runs from base 73 to 513 and encodes 146 amino acids.
UAUAUAUAUAUAAAGCUUCUAACUGCGUUUGCUAGUUCAGAAAGGAAUCAACGGUUUUAUGAGCUGAAGAACAUGACGAAUAUAGUCGAGUUAGAUGUUCACAUAGACUGUGAAGGUUGCGAAAACCGGGUCAGGAGAACUCUUCAGAAGCUGAAAGGGGUGCAAGAUGUGCAAAUAGACAUGAAGCUUCAGAAAGUGACGGUAACGGGUUGGGCGGAAGAGAAGAAGGUUCUAAAAGCUGCGAGGAAGACGGGAAGAAGAGCGACGUUAUGGCAGUAUCCGUAUAACCCCGAAUCCAACGGAUACCACGACCGUUAUUACAAGAAGAGGUUUAGCCGACACAACAACAUGGCUCGAGACGGCGAACGUGUCAGCUCCUACAACUACUACAAGCAUGGCUACGAUGGUCAUGACCAUGGCUACUACGUCGACCCGCCUUGUAAUUCGGUCAUCGACGAGGCCACUGGUUCCGUUUUCAGCGAGGAGAAUCCCCAUUUUUGCACCAUUGUUUAAUGAUUGUAUGUAUGUGUGUGUGUGUGUGUGUAUGUAUGUAUGUAUGUAUGUAUGUAUGUAUGUAUGUAUGUAUGUAU